AUGGAUGGAAGCGGAUUGAGGAGAAACAAAGCGACUACGUUUUUGCCGGAUUCGGUGAUCGACUUGAGCCAUGCUUUCGUCGUCCCACUCAAGCACGUUCCAUUGGAUGGCUUAUUGGCUCUUCAAAAUGGCGGAGACACACAUUUCGCGGAUAUCAGCGUGCCGACAACAAGCGAUGGCCCCGCGUCACCGAAAAGCUCUCAAAAUAAAGAGGCAAUCUACACAAUUGUCGCAUCAGUUCCGAUAGAUGAACCCGAUUUUGUCUACACUCAUCUCCUCCAAUUGAGCCAAUGCUACGAAGCAAUGGCUCUUAACCAAAAAAUUGUCGCAUUCACGAGCGAUAUGCCGGUGCGUAAAGCUUUCUAUGGACUUGUGUACAAUUCUACGAGAACGGGUUUAAUUGUUGAUCCAAAAUCGUACAAUAUUAUUGGUGUUCUUUCGGUGACCGAUUUUAUUAUGGUUUUGAUGAAGCUGUGGAAAUACCAGAAGCAAAUAAACGAAAAUGAGAGCAGCAAUGGGUUGAGCCCACAAGUGUUGGCCGAUCUCGUCGGUUGCAUGCCCGUCUCGCGCUGGAAAGGUAGAAUUUCUGGCGCAAGCCGACAAUGUGAACCCGAGCAUCAAAAGUUGGACAGUGAAACCUAUCGGGGAUUCAUCACGGCCAAUAUAAAAGACAGUUUAUUCCACGCGGUGCGAAUUUUGUGGUCUCGCCGAGUGCACCGUUUACCGAUCAUGGACAAAUCGACCAACGAUUGCAUGUUCAUUCUCACACAUCGGCGAAUUUUGCACUUCUUGUGGAAUUACUGUCUCCUUUUGCCCCGACCUGCCUACAUGAGUGAAAGCAUUCAAAAGCUUCAACUCGGCUGCUGGAAAGAUAUCAUCUAUGUCGAAGAAAGAACCCCUCUAAUCGAUGUGCUUGAUCUUCUCAUCGAUCAACGCGUCAGUGGCGUUCCAGUCGUGGAAAAUGGCUCUAAAAAGCUAGUCAAUGUUUACACGCGAUUCGACGCGAUUGCUGUUGGAUUUGAUGAGAAUUUCCCGAAACUCGACAUGUCCGUCGAAGAAGCGGUGAACAGGAGGAGCACUUUGUUUGGUGGUACAAGUGGCGGUGAUUCGGUGGUGACCGUCGCCGAGAACGCCACGAUGUGGACGGUGCUCGAGGUGUUCAUUGAGAGAAAUGUACAUAGACUUUUUGCAAUCGAUGACAACAAUAAUUUGAAGGGAGUGAUCUCAUUGUCGGACAUGAUUUGGUACAUGGUAAUCCGGCCAUACGAGGAUAAACACAAAACGAUGAAAAAGAGUCAA
Messenger RNA from Mesorhabditis belari, 1299 nucleotides. The record is from the annotation of a GenBank genome assembly. Lineage: Eukaryota; Metazoa; Nematoda; Chromadorea; Rhabditida; Rhabditidae.